GGCGAUAAAAAUUAACUGCUCUUUUACCCCUCCGGCGUCGCUCGAGUUUACUAUGCUGAAGUAAUUAGGGAAUGGAGAUCUGCAGCCCCGCCUAACAGCUAAAGAUUUCGCUACUGUGCCUUUAAUUGUCAACCUAUGGAAAAAUACUCCCAAACAACAAUUCUUCUGGGUGGGAUAGCUAUCGGCGCUGGCGCUGUUCUAGCUGCGGAUUGGCUCUCCCCCGAUCGACCUUCGGAAACUCCACAGGAGCGAGGGUUUCCACCUGCUAAAGACAGAGAGGACAUACGAAACGGGCUGGAAGAGUGUAUUGGAAAUACCCCUCUAAUUAGGAUAAAAUGUCUUUCAGAGGCUACUGGAUGCGAAAUAUUGGGGAAAGCAGAGGUAUAUCCAAGAUUGAACCUUAUAGUUCGGGAGCUUACAGGCAGCAGUUUCUAGAACCGGGAGGCUCGGUCAAGGAUAGGGUAGCAAUGAAGCUCAUAGAAACGGUACCCAUCUCAAUUCCUGAGAAUCGGGAAAAGUCACUAACAUAUAUAAAAAAGGCCGAGGUGGAAGGCCUCCUCACGCCUCAUUCCGGCGAUAAAGUAUACGAAGGCACCGUCGGCUCGACCGGUGUCUCUCUGGCAAUCCUCUGCCGAGCCCGCGGAUACUUAGCACACAUGUACCCUCGCCCUUCUCUCCUCCCCAAGCACCAUUGUUAACUGGGAGAAGCUGCAUGCCAAACGAUCAAUCCACCGAAAAAUCCGACCUUCUAACAAAACUCGGCGCAGAAGUGGAGCGCGUGUCCCCCGCCCCAAUCGUGGACCGUGCACAAUUCGUAAACAAAGCCCGUGCGCGAUCCGUAGAGCACACGAAUUCACCUUCAAUCCCAGGCCGCGGCUUCUUCGCGGACCAGUUCGAGAACGAGGCCAAUUGGAAAGCGCAUUAUGAGGGCACUGGGCCAGAGAUAUUUGGUCAGUGCGGAGGGAGGUUGGAUUGCUUUGUUGCAGGUGCAGGUUUGUUUGCAUGGUAGGGCACUUUGCUCUCCGGAUGAUCUUGCUAACGGGAGAAUAGGUACAGGAGGGACUAUAUCUGGGGUGGCGAGGUAUCUCAAGCCCCGCCUUCCGAAGAUGAAAAUCGUGCUGGCAGACCCACAGGGUAGCGGAUUGUAUAACCGUGUUCGCUAUGGGGUGAUGUUCGACGUUAGAGAGCGAGAGGGUACCCGGAGGAGACAGCAGGUGGACACCAUCAUAGAAGGCAUCGGGAUCAACCGUGUCACAGCGAACUUUGAAGCUGGAAGGCCGCUAAUUGACGAUGCUAUCCGCGUCGGUGACGAGGAGGCGAUGGCCAUGGCUAGAUUCCUGGUUGAGCGGGAGGGACUGUUUGUCGGGAGCAGUAGUGCUGCUAAUUGUACGUAUUCCGCUAGUAGUUGGAGAACAGGGAGGGCUGACUUGAAUGACAGGCGUCGCAGCGGCACGUACAGCGCUACAGAUGGGGCCCGGACACAGAAUCGUCACCGUACUGUGCGAUUCAGGGACUAGGCAUUUAUCAAAAUUCUGGGCGAAGGCUGGGAACGUCGGCGGGGGGUGGAAGAUGACGUUGGAGGACGUGCUCUCGGCGGAGAAGACGCGGCCGUCAUUGCCUGUCCCUCUGUCUAGAGCUUCAUCUGGCUGGGGUCCGUGAAUGCAUUUGUGGCGGUAUCUUGGAGGGUUUACAAGUAAUGGAAUACGAGAAUACUCUACAUCUCUUCCAUACUCC
Molecule: messenger RNA, 1734 nt
Organism: Tuber aestivum (summer truffle)
Lineage: Eukaryota; Fungi; Ascomycota; Pezizomycetes; Pezizales; Tuberaceae
Source: the annotation of a GenBank genome assembly